This is a messenger RNA of Seriola dumerili (greater amberjack), 3930 nucleotides long. RefSeq names its product estrogen receptor 1 (gene esr1). Gene Ontology annotation, cellular component: nucleus. The record is from RefSeq and is a predicted model, not a curated record. Gene Ontology annotation, biological process: steroid hormone receptor signaling pathway; regulation of DNA-templated transcription. Lineage: Eukaryota; Metazoa; Chordata; Actinopteri; Carangiformes; Carangidae. Gene Ontology annotation, molecular function: steroid binding; zinc ion binding; DNA-binding transcription factor activity.
AUGUUGCUCAGGCAGAGCCCAGGACAGAACAGGCAGCCUUCUGGACCAGUACUCAGACCCAGGAUCAGUCCAGCCUUCUCAAAACUGGAGACCCUCUCCCCACAACGUCUCUCGCCUCCGCCGCAUGUCCCCCUCAGUGACAUGUACCCCGAAGAGAGCCGGGGUUCUGGAGGGGUAGCCACUGUGGACUUCCUGGAAGGGACGUACGACUAUGCUGCCCCCACUCCUGCUCCGACUCCUCUCUACAGCCACUCCACCACUGGCUACUACUCUGCUCCUCUGGAUGCCCACGGACCACCCCCUGAUGGCAGUCUUCAGUCCUUGGGCAGCGGGCCUACCAGUCCUCUUGUGUUUGUGCCCUCCAGUCCCCGACUCAGCCCCAUUAUGCACCCGCCCAGCCACCACUAUCUGGAAACCACCUCAACACCCGUCUACAGGCUUUGUUAUAGGUCCAGUCAGCAGCCAGCAUUCAGAGAGGACCAUUGUGGCACCAGUGACGAGUCAUACAGUGUGGGGGAGUCAGGUGCUGGGUCUGGGGCCGGACUGUUUGAGAUGGCUAAAGAGACACGCUUCUGUGCCGUGUGCAGUGACUAUGCCUCUGGGUACCACUACGGGGUGUGGUCCUGUGAGGGCUGCAAGGCCUUCUUCAAGAGAAGCAUCCAGGGUCACAAUGACUAUAUGUGCCCAGCAACCAAUCAGUGUACUAUUGACAGGAAUCGGAGGAAGAGCUGCCAGGCUUGCCGUCUUAGGAAGUGUUACGAAGUAGGCAUGAUGAAAGGAGGUAUGCGUAAGGACCGCAGCCGUGUUCUGCGGCCUGACAAACGACGGACUGGUACCAGUGACAAAGAUAAGGCCUCUAAGGACCAAGAGUACAGAAGGGUGCAUCUCCAGGAAGGGAGGAAACACAGCAGCAGCAGCAGCAGUACUGGAGGAGGAAAAUCAUCGGUCACUGGCACACCACCGGACCAGGUGCUUCUGCUGCUCCAGGGUGCAGAGCCCCCAAUACUGUGCUCCCAUCAGAAGCUGAGCAGACCCUACACCGAGGUCACCAUGAUGACCCUGCUCACCAGCAUGGCUGACAAGGAGCUGGUCCACAUGAUCACCUGGGCCAAGAAGCUUCCAGGUUUCCUGCAGCUGUCCCUCCAUGAUCAGGUGCAGCUGCUGGAGAGCUCGUGGUUGGAGGUGCUGAUGAUUGGGCUCAUCUGGAGGUCCAUUCACUGCCCUGGCAAACUCAUCUUCGCACAGGACCUCAUACUGGACAGGAACGAAGGCGACUGUGUUGAGGGCAUGGCUGAGAUCUUUGACAUGCUGCUGGCUACAGCUUCCCGCUUCCGCAUGCUCAAACUCAAACCUGAGGAGUUUGUCUGUCUCAAAGCUAUCAUCUUGCUAAACUCUGGUUCUUUCUCUUUCUGCACUGGUACAAUGGAGCCACUACAUGACGGCACGGCGGUACAGGACAUGCUGGACACUAUCACAGACGCUCUCAUACAUCAUAUCAGCCAAUCAGGAUGCUCUGUUCAGCAGCAGUCCAGACGACAGGCCCAGCUGCUCCUCCUGCUCUCCCACAUCAGGCACAUGAGCAACAAAGGCAUGGAGCACCUCUACAGCAUGAAGUGCAAGAACAAAGUGCCUCUGUACGACCUGCUGCUGGAGAUGCUGGAUGCUCACCGCCUCAACCGCCCUGAAAAACCAGCUCAGUCCUGGUUCUUGGCUGACAUAGAGCCCUCUACCACCAGCAGCAGCAGCAACAACAACAACAACAACAACAACAACAACAAUAACAACAACAACAACAACAACAGCAGCAGCGGUUCCUCUUCAGCUGGCUCCAGUUCAGGACCCCGAGGUAGCCAUGAGAGCCUGAGCAGAGCCCCGACAGGUCCAGGUGUCCUGCAGUACGAGGGUCCUGCUCCGACUGCACCCACAUCCUAUGAGACCGAGUGCAACAAGUACGUCUGAAGGUCAAGUCAUUUUUAUGAAUGAUGUGUGUAGUGCAGAAUGAAAGCGAUAAUGAGAUAAUUAUUUAUAAAUUAAAUGAUUUUUUUUGUCCUAGCUGUUUAGGGAGAAAAUAUUCCUUUGCACUGGUCCAAUUUACUACAAUCUGAGCUUCAGUGCUGUUAAUCUUGUAUGCUGCCUUUCAGAAGAUCUGUGAUUUUGACUCAGUCUUUAACAGAUUUACAUUACAGCUAUUUCUAAAAUGGCCAGUGUUAGGUUUUAUUGUGACAUUCUGUUACCUAUGGUGAUUUCAAAUGAUGAGCAGCUAAUUUUUCUUUUCAUUUGCCUCAACCAAAGUGCACUUCCUCUUGGAUUUAAAGGACUAUUGGGCAUUAUUUUUACUUUUACACGUAAAGAGUGAUUACAAACUAACCUAUUAUAAAAGUGGUUAACUGAAUGUGUAAUUUAUUUACACCAUUAAAGACUAAAUGACAGGUAUUGUGUCUUAACACACACAAUUUUAAACUUGAUGUAUUUGGGAAAAAAUAUUUAAAUUAUAAAAUUAACAGUGGCUGAGGACAUAAUUGUUAAAUUUUGAAUACCUAAAUUUGCAUGAUCAAAUCCUAGAACGCUGUGUACAUAAUGAAGGAAGCCAAGCUUUACUGUCGGGUAACUUCACCCGUGUACUUUUUGUGUACAGUAGGUUUGUUCUCUAUGCUUACUAGCACCAAAGUUUUUUUCUGAAUUUGUAAUGUGGUGUGUUUGUGUGUGUGUGUGAGUGUGUGUGUGUGGCAGAGAGAGUCAGAGGCAAUGAGCCAUUAAUGGCUCCAAGCUGAUUUGAUGCAUAGAUCUUUGUCUUGAUGCAUUUGUCCAACAUUUCAACCAUGUAAAAAUUACAACCAGUUAUUAUUCAUCCACUAAUUCUGUGAUUUCAUGUUGAGUUUGGCUGGAUUUACACACCUCCAGGAACCGAAAUAACAUAAUGUACUGUAUGUGCACAUAUGCAAUAGUUUUAUUCCUCUUUAAAUGGACCAAAUUUGAUCCAAUUGUACAGAAGAUAUCUGAUAUUGACAUGAUCGGGUGUGAUUGUUUUGGUUUAAAAAUGUCUGAAAAUAGUGAGAUAUGUCCCCAGAGCCAAGUGACAUAUUUAAACAGCUUUUUGAUUUUAGUCCAACCGACAAUCUAAAACCCAAAUGUUUUCAAUUUACUAUCACAAACGACAAAGCGAAGUAGAAAAGAUAUGUUCAGACACGAAGACCCCUAGGACUGUUUGUGUUUGUUUGCCCCAAACAGUCAAUGUACAAAUUCUGUUAGCUGAAAGUUAGCCAGCAACACAAAUACUGACCGUGUCUCUGAGAAUGUGACUGUUUUAGUUCAGCUCAGCCUCUGACUGAACUCAGACCUCGCUAGAAUCUCCAGUUCUUUCUGGUUCCUUCUUUCAGUCGCUCUCUCUCCAAUCAACAACCAAGGAGAAAAAAAUGUAAUUUGAAAAAUGUCCAAAUGGUUUAAGUCUAUAUUACAUUAUAAUUCAACACAGGUCACAAUUAUUAAAACUAGUUCUGUAUGAUAAGAAGACACUGCUCCUAAUUGAAGCUGCUUUCUGCUUGUUUCAAGAUAUUGUGUAAGCAUGUAUUUAGUGCUGAUGUCUCAUCACUGCAGAGUAAUUAGCGCAGCCGAUUUGUAAUAUGUUAAAUAACUGGAAUAACUCUCUAACUCAGUACGGUUGACCACAGACAUUAAAUAUAUUGUGAAACUGGCCGACAGUUGACUGACACGUAGAUAUUGCAAGUAAUUAAAAUGUAUUUUGCCAGGGUAGAAGCGAUAAACAAAAAGUUAAGUUGUCCAGUCUGAUGCCAUUUACAGAUGUAUUUGGAAAACCUCCAUAUAUAACCAUGAUCAGAAAAUUGGAUUUGGCCACUUGAGCCGUUCAGUGUAAAUCCAGUCAAACCUGACUGUCAUUUGUUUACUGUGCAUAAAAAUAAAAGUAUCGAUUGG